CUCCGCUUUUGUUCUGGAACCGGAGCCGAGUAGAGCAGGGCACGAGGUGGUGGUCGGUAUGGCGGGAGGCUCGAGCGGCGUCUCAUUUCUCGGGGUUGUGCUGCUCGCUGCGAUUCUGUUGCAGACCGUGGCCGUUACUGUCACCGUGCUAUACUUCACUAACGUCCUCAACACGGUAAGAACCGGGGGGAAAUAAGGGGUAGAAAAAAUACACGUACUAUUUAAGUAUAUAAGGUCGCUUGAUGGAGCUUGGACUUUGCACUUUUGUGACUAUUCCAUUGGCUCCAUUGUUUCGGGCAAACUAAAUUAUGUAUGUUGAAAGCAUUUGAAAUAUAUUUGAUCCAGGCUUGAUACGGGUUAUUUACCUUGUGUUUAUGCGACGUUGUGUUGUGCGGUGCCAGUUCGCAUACAGUUGGAGAAAGUAGUUAUGUUGCAAUAAAGCUUUUCCAUGAAAACUUCUUGCUUUGCAAAUGAUUUCCCUGACUUGUUUGUUGAUUGUGAUAAACAUUGCCAACGUGUGCAGAGAACGCCCAGUGCAUUCUGUAAGAUAAGGAGUGUUUAUGUGUUGUAGUAGUGUAGUGUGCACUGGGUAUAAGGAAGUUCUGUGCCGAGAACUGUGCAAAAGGUUAGUGUUAUCUGGAAUCCUUGGGACGUCCCUACCCUAAACCCUAACCUUAACCCCUACCCUACCCCUUAAAUAACUCUAACCCUUACCUUAACCAUUUUAAAGUUAAACUUCAAUGGGGUAACAUCAGUUGGGACGUCCCAAUGAUCCCAGAUAGCAAGGACCCUGUGCAAAAGACUGUCUGCAAGAAAACUUUGUUGAUAUGCCCUUUAUCCAAUUUUAUUGUUUUCUUAUUGUUUCACCUUGUUUUUGCAGGGAAAGUUUAGUGCAUACUGAAGUGCUUUGUUCAAGUGCUGAUGAAACUGUAAAUGUUUGACUUUUGUUAGGCUCUUUGUGUUCUCUCCUGCAGCUGUGUACUUUAGUAACCUGGAUUAUUUCCAUAAUGAUUGAGCAACAAUGCUGACUCUCCCUCUCUGCUUCCCUAUACUCUCCCAUUCUCCUCUCUCUCUCUCUCUCUCUCUCUCUCUCUCUCUCUCUCUCUCUCUCUCUCUCUCUCUCUCUCUCUCUCUCUCUUCCAUCUCUCUACUCUCCGUCUGUCUCUCUCUCUCUCUCUGUCUGUCUGUCUGUCUCUCUCGUCUCUCUCUCUCCCUCUCCCUCUCCCUCUCUGUCUGUCUGACAGCAACAGAGAAAUGUUAUAAAGACUUAUACAGACAGACAAUCCAUUUGAACAUGGCAGUAUUAGUUUCAUUACAGCAAGAGUAAGUGAAGUAAACAACUGUUUAUGAUGCAACUCAACUCUGGUCCCCCAAGUAUCCCUAACAACGUUAGCCUAUCCACUUUGUUGUUCAGUCGAAGGUGUGUAGUAUUCAUUUAAAUGUGUGUGUUGUUCAGAUGAAGGAGACGUUUGCAAGGAGCAGUGUGUCGUGUCUGACACGGGCCGACCUCAGAGAGGGAUACGUACGCUCCUCCACCGAGGGGAGAGGAGACCCCUGCUGGCAGGUCACACAGCAACUACACACCCUCAUAGAGAAGGUAACACACAUCCUCAUUGAGUAGAUAUCUGCCUCGCAGGGGUCCCAGGUCUUCUGGUAGGACGAAGGGGCUCCCUAUAUAAUUUACCAUUAUCCACAGAUCUAGGAUAAGAUUACCCUCCCUUAAUCCUAACCUUAACCAUUAGGGGAGAAAUGCAAAACUGACCUAAGAUCAGCAACCUUACUCGCCUCAGAAGAGUUUCAGACAUACAAUGGGGUUUUUAUAGUGCAGUCUGGGAUGGGAUCCACUGUGGUUUAAUUAGCACUGGAAUGUACUCACCUGGCCAGAAACACACGCGCACAUACACUCACACACAUUUUUUGCAAGAAUGUUUUGGGCUUUUAUUUGAAAUAUGUUAAAUAAAUAGCCUUUCUCUUCUCUCUCUCUCUCUCUCUCUCUCUCUCUGUCUGUCUCUGGCUCUCUCUCUGUCUUUCUCUCUCUUUCUUUCUCUCUGUCUCUCUGUCUUUCUCUCUCUCUGUCUUUCUCUCUGUCUUUCUCUGUCUCUCUCUCUGUCUCUCUCUUUGUCUCUCUCUCUCUGUCUCUGUGGCCCUGUGUAGCUCAGUUGGUAGAGCAUGGUGUUUGGACGCCAGGGUUGUGGGUUCGAUUCCCACGGGGGGCCAGUAUGAGAAAUGUAUGCACUCACUAACUGUAAGUCGCUCUGGAUAAGAGCGUCUGCUAAAUAACUAAAAUGUAAAUGUAAAAAUGUCUCUGUCUCUCUCUCUCUUCAGUCACUGUCUCAGCGAUAUCAGAGGGAGAUCUCCUCAGCAGUUAGAGGUGAGAUAACUACCUGUCUGACCUAUAGAACUAGGGCAAAACGGCACCCUGUGAUUUGAAUUAGUAAAGCUGACAUAGUAAUAAGUAAGCAAGACUUGUCCGAGCCAGAACGGUUCAUAGGGCAGGAGUGAGGAGCCUAUCUCCUGUUUCUGUAGUGUGAGGCAGCUUGAUGUACAAGUUCCAUCUAUGGACAGGAUGCUAGUAAACCACUACAUAUAAGUAACCUUUAAUGGGAAUGUCCAUUUUACAAGUUCUAUGCUGUUAUCACUGAUUUAUGUUUUGACUACACUAGGACAACUAAUUAAUGUUCUCGCUCUCUCUCUGUCAGGUGAGGUGUCCAGGGUGUUGCCCUCACUGGUGAUGGAGGACCGGGCGCCUUCUCGCCCGAAUGUCGCCGCCCACGUCACUGGCAGCUUGGCUCCCAAAGUAGAGAGGGAGGGAGGAGGUGAGACCUGUUUCAAUUUUCACCCUUCAUACUCUGCAACUACAACAGAGACACUGUGUGUGUGUGUGUGUGCACGCGCGUGUAUAACCCUGUGAAGACUGGUGUUGAGAGUUUGAUGAACACAGGUUAGACUCUGGGGGCAUGUGGCUCACACCUGUGUGUGAUGUGUUCUUCAGGUGUGUGUGUGUGUGUUUGUGUAUAGUUCAGAGAGAGGGGAGAGGAGAGCUUAAAAGUGAUUACAUAUCACUACAGUAACUAGUAAUACAGGCAGCAAGCAGUAUGUGUCCCAUAUGAGCUCUUAACCCAGUGGUAGAUCUGGCAGAAUACACCAACCCUCUCCUCACCAUCUUGACAGACUGACAGCUCGGUGUGAAGUGUUACAUUUAUUGCCCAGGCCAAGUCUGUAGACAUACAGUAUGUUAUGUGGUUCCAUUUAUGGCAUCUUAUAGCACACUUUCAAUAAUAUUUAUUGUGGGGAUUGAGGCCAUAUACACUGAGUGUACAAAACAUUAAGAACAGCUGCUCUUUCCAUGACAUAGACUGACCGGGGAGGGGGUGCAACUCAAUAUUAGGGAGGUGUUCCUAAUGUUUGGUAUACUCAGUGUCUGUAGACUGUUCUAUUCUAUUCUUAACCGAUUAUAUUGUAUUCUGUCUUAAGACCUAGCCCUGUCUAACUCCUGACCCUUGAGCUUGCCUACUAUUGCCUUUCUCCUUCCUGUCUGGCCACAGGUUCUCCGGGAUGGCGUGUGCAGGGGCAGAAGAUCUCGUGGUGGGAGGGGCAUAAAGGGCUGGCAUUCCUUCAGGACGUCCGAUUGGUUGACGGGGAGCUGGUGAUGCCUCGCCCAGGACUCUACUAUAUCUACGCCCAGACCUACUUCAGACAUACCCACCGAGAGGAGGGGGAGGAGGAAGAGGAGAGGGAGCAGAGGGGGAGACCCAUGCUGCAGUAUGUCUAUAAGAAAGUGAGUUCACGGUACCACGCUCAUUUUUCCUAUAAGAAUAGGACAAACAGUUGUCCUAUAAGAAUGUUUGUUUUUACGUUUUCGAUAGCUAUAUGACAUCUUGAGUGUUUAUCAAAGGUAGUUGUAGUGAUGGUGCUGUGUGUCCUCCUCCAGGUGUCCUCCUACCCAGUACCCAUCCUGCUGAUGAAGACAAGCCGGACUUCCUGCUGGUCCCGGGACUCCCAGUUCUCUCUGCACUCCGCCCACCAGGGGGGGCUGUUCCCAUUGGCUGCCGGAGACCGCCUUCUCGUCACCGUUAGCAACGCCUCAGCCAUCGACAUGGAUGAGAGGAGCAGCUUCUUCGGGGCUUUCCUGGUCAGCUAGAGGUCAGGAGUUAGUCUGCAUGGUGACUCAAGAGGGCUGGAACCUGGGACACACACUGUUUGGGAGCCAUGUGUGAAUACUGACAGACACAUCAUUUGAGAGCUCUGUGUGUGGUUGUGUGUGGUUGUGUGUGUGUG
Messenger RNA from Coregonus sp. 'balchen', 4278 nucleotides. Lineage: Eukaryota; Metazoa; Chordata; Actinopteri; Salmoniformes; Salmonidae. The record is from the annotation of a GenBank genome assembly.